Zychaea mexicana is the source of this 1571-nucleotide messenger RNA. Its product is annotated as GWT1-domain-containing protein. The coding region runs from base 94 to 1512 and encodes 472 amino acids. The transcript has 7 exons. The record is from RefSeq and is a predicted model, not a curated record. Gene Ontology annotation, biological process: protein localization to plasma membrane; GPI anchor biosynthetic process. Gene Ontology annotation, cellular component: membrane; endoplasmic reticulum. Gene Ontology annotation, molecular function: glucosaminyl-phosphatidylinositol O-acyltransferase activity. NCBI's taxonomy places the organism in Eukaryota, Fungi, Mucoromycota, Mucoromycetes, Mucorales, Lichtheimiaceae.
UUUAAUGCUAUAUUAAAUGCUUGUCAGCAGCGACCACGUUUAUCACGAUCGGCAUAGUACCUAUUUAGGGAGGUGCGGUGUUCGCCCUUGAUUAUGUAUUCAACUAUCAUGAUGCGCGAUGAAGAUUACAAACGCGCUCAAGAAGAAUGGGUCUCUAAUUGCACUGGUGGCUCGAUUCGCGAGAUUUUAGCUGUAUGCUCUUCUCUUGUUGCAUCACAUUUCCUGUGGACAGUAUUAAGCAAACGCGAUUGCAAUCCAUUUGUGAAAGGAUUCUGGAUUCAACUCUUCGUUUACAUUGUACCUGUCUUGGCAAACCAAACGGUACUUGCUGACCAUGCUUCCUUAGUGACACUCGGUAUCUUGUCGGUCGGUUUUCUGGUUUCUAUGACUACUUCAAAAAGUGAACAGGCAGCAAGAGAUGGUACAAGUCAAACUGGGUACAAACCGUAUCUCACUGUCUAUCGAGCUGGCAUCAUGAUGGUGACUUGUUUGGCAAUACUUGCUGUUGAUUUCCCUAUCUUUCCACGCCGGUUUGCGAAGGUGGAGACAUUCGGCACAUCAUUGAUGGAUGUUGGCGUGGGCGCUGUUGUGUUUUCCUCGGGCAUUGUCUCUUCACGAGCGUACCUUUACCAGAUUCCAGGUGAAACCAAGAUGCUGGCGCUAUUCAAAGCCAUUCGGUCUGCUUUGCCUAUUUUGACACUAGGAUUUGCAAGAUUUGUUCUCACCAAAGGUGUUGAUUAUCAGCAUAAUUCAGAAUAUGGAUUACACUGGAACUUCUUUUUCACGUUGGGCUUUUUGCCUCCAUUCGUCACUUUGGCGAGUUUCCUCUACAAAUGGGUUCCAUUUUCGGUAUUAGGAUUAGCUAUAGCUAUUGGUUAUCAGGUGGCAUUAUCUCAAGGAUUACAGGGUUGGAUACUCGAAGCGCCUCGAGUAGAUAUGAUCAGCGCCAACAAAGAAGGCAUUUGUAGCUUUGCAGGUUACCUAUCCAUAUUCCUUCUUGGACUUGAUUCGGGUACCGUUGUGUUUAAAAAAUCGCUCAGUAAUACAUUGGAAUCUCGAUGGUUAGGCCUAAGUAAGGGAUCCAACACAAAGCAGGUGGCAGCACAGCUGACUCUGCGUGCGACACUCUUGUGGACCGUGCUUGGAUGCUGGCGAUUCCUGGCGGAAAACAACAAUGACGAACAAGCAUUCGAAGUUUCUCGUCGCAUGGCAAAUUUACCCUAUGUUAUCUGGGUCGUUGCAUUCAGUUUGACGCUGUUAGCAUCGUUGGUAUGGAUUGAAGACUACAAUCCAUCGCUGGCUCGUGGGCCUGAGCUUUUGGAUGCGGUCAAUGUCAAUGGUCUUUCGACGUUUCUCUGGGCAAACGUGCUUACUGGACUGGUCAAUCUCAGCAUGAGAACACUGUAUGCUUCUACAACAACUAGCUUGUUGGUAUGCUUUGGAUAUAUCACAGUUGUUUCGCUUUUACCAUGGAUCAUGUGGCGUCGGUUUGGUAUUAGAGUAAAAUUGUAAAAUAAACAAAGGCACUAUCAACCAUUUUUUUACUGGCCAUGCUUAAUUAUGGUCUGCUA